Messenger RNA from Daucus carota subsp. sativus, 1331 nucleotides. Its product is annotated as acetylserotonin O-methyltransferase. Gene Ontology annotation, molecular function: O-methyltransferase activity; S-adenosylmethionine-dependent methyltransferase activity; protein dimerization activity. Gene Ontology annotation, biological process: methylation. Lineage: Eukaryota; Viridiplantae; Streptophyta; Magnoliopsida; Apiales; Apiaceae. The record is from RefSeq and is a predicted model, not a curated record. The transcript has 2 exons. The coding region runs from base 138 to 1208 and encodes 356 amino acids.
ACGUUAUUGUGCUGGGGAAAACAUGCUAAAUACAUCAUACAGUCCAGUAGUUCACCUAUAUCAGUGACCCGAAGCUGAAGUAAUUUCACACCCCCGGGUUCCUGACUCGUGAUUGAUUAAUUGUUACGAAAUCAGAAAUGGCAGGAAUAAUAAAAAGUGAAGUAACAAAUGGAAACGAUGAAACAGUUGAAGCCCAAGUUGAUAUAUGGAGAUUUGUGUUUGGUUUUACUGAAAUGGCUUUAGUCAAGUGUGCUAUUGAGCUUGGGAUACCUGAAAUCCUCGAAAAACAGGGUGAUCCCAUGACACUUUCUGAGCUAUCUUCAGCUCUUUCUUGUUCCUCACCAGCCCUUUUUCGGAUCAUGAGGUUCUUAAUGAACCGGGGCAUAUUUAAGGAGAAAAUCACAGAGCAAGGCGCCUUGGGGUAUGUUCAGACCCCGUUGUCUCGCCUUCUGAUAAAAGAUGGCAGGAAUAGCUUGGCUACUUUUCUGUUGUUUGAGAGCAGCUCCGUUAUGUUAGCUCCAUGGCAUUUUCUGAGUGCCCGGGUGCUGGAUGAUGGGACAUCAGCAUUUGAUUGUGCUCAUGGCAAGAGUGUGUGGGAGUAUGCAGCUGAAAAUCCUGGCCAUAGCAAGUUCAUUGAUGAAGCAAUGGCUUGUGAUACGAGGUUAACAGUUCCUGCGGUACUUGAUGGAUGUCCUGAGGUUUUUACUGGACUCAGCUCCAUUGUUGAUGUUGGUGGUGGCAAUGGAACAGCACUUAGCAUUCUGAUCAAAGCAUGUCCGUGGAUUCGUGGAAUCAACUUCGAUGUUCCUCAUGUGCUGGCUGUUGCACCAGAAUACGAAGGUAUUGAGCACGUUGGAGGAGAUAUGUUUGUCAGUGUCCCUAAGGCCAAUGCUACUUUCAUCAAGUGGGUAUUGCAUGACUGGAACGAUGAUGAGUGCAUCCAGAUUCUCAAGAAUUGCAGAGAAGCGAUCUCAGAGUAUGGCACAGCUGGGAAAGUGAUUAUUGUAGAGGCCGUAAUCGAGGACAAGAAGGGAGGCAAACUCAAGGAUGUAGGGUUAAUGUUAGACAUGGUGAUGUUGGCGCAUACUAGCAAGGGCAAGGAAAGAACUGCAGAGGAAUGGGCUUAUGUUCUCCGCGAGGCUGGCUUCACCAGGCACACGAUCAAGAACAUUCAGGCUGUAUCAUCUGUUAUUGAGGCCUAUCCUUAGAUAAAAUGGAGAUCAAAGAUCAUUUUUCCGAAUAUUUUGUGUUGUGAAAAUAAAUCACAGAGAUGAUCCUGGUCUGUGUUUGUAUAUGUUUCCAAGUAAUGUCACAGGUGCUUCAGUAGUUAA